AUGAAGAUCAAAGCCCUCAGUCGCUCGCUGGCCAGCCACCAACCUGCCGGCUCCGACGCCGCCAAGGUCCCCCGCAACCUCGACUCUGCCCUGCACCCGUUCGAGCGGGCUCGAGAGUAUCAGCGGGCCCUCAAUGCCGUCAAGCUGGAACGGAUGCACGCCAAACCCUUCAUCGGCCAGCUGGGCAGGGGCCACGUCGACGGGGUCUACUCCCUCGCCAAGGACCCCAACUCCCUCGAGCGAUUCGCCAGCGGGAGCGGCGACGGCGUCGUCAAAGUCUGGGACCUGACGGACCGCGACGACUCCAUCUGGAACACGACCGCCCACGAGAACAUCGUCAAGGGCAUGGAAUGGACCAGAGACCAGAAGCUGCUGACCUGCGCGGCGGACCGAACCGUCAAGCUGUUCGACCCGUACAACACCCAGCCCGAAGCGGCGCCCAUUUCCUCGUGGCUCGGAGCCGGCGCAUUCACUAGCUUGUCGCAUCACAGGUCGAGAAACGCCUUUGCCGCGGCCUCGAGCGUCAUCUCCAUCUACGACCUCGAGCGGCACACAGCAGCCCCCGAGGUCCUGAAAUGGCCCACCUCGGUCGACACCAUCACCAACGUCGCUUUCAACUACGUCGAGACCUCUGUCCUGGCGUCCUGCUCCAACGACCGGUCCAUCGUUGUCUACGACUUGCGCACCUCCACCCCCGUGACCAAGACCGUCCUCCACUUCGCCUGCAACCGCAUCGCGUGGUCGCCCAUGGAAGCCUUCAACUUCGCCGCCGCUUCCGAAGACCACAACGUCUACCUCUUCGACAUGCGCAAGAUGGAUCGCGCCCUCAACGUUCUCAAAGACCACGUGGCCGCCGUCAUGGACGUGGAGUUUUCCCCCACCGGCGAGGAGCUCGUCUCUGCCUCGUGGGACCGCACCGUCCGCCUGUGGAGCCGCGACAGAGGGCACUCGAGGGACAUCUACCACACCAAGAGGAUGCAGCGCGUCAUGGCGGCCAGGUGGACCCCCGACGCCAGGUACAUCCUCUCGGGCUCAGACGACGGCAACAUUCGCGUCUGGAGAGCAAACGCCGCCAAGAGCGAAGGCAUCAAGUCUUCCCGGCAGCGACAGGCCCUCGAAUAUAACGAGGCCUUGAUAAAACGGUACGGUCACAUGCCCGAGAUUCGGCGCAUCAAGCGACACAGGCAUAUCCCCAAGGUCCUCAAGAAAGCCGGGGAGAUCAAGACCCAGGAGCUCAAAUCGAUCAAGAGGAAAGAGGAGAACGAGCGGAGACAUACCAAGAAACAGUUUGAGAAGAGAAGGAGCGAGAGAGAGAAAAUGGUUCUGGCCAAGGAGAAGUAG
Molecule: messenger RNA, 1341 nt
Organism: Ustilaginoidea virens
Lineage: Eukaryota; Fungi; Ascomycota; Sordariomycetes; Hypocreales; Clavicipitaceae
Exons: 1
Coding region: 1-1341 (446 amino acids)
Biological process (GO): maturation of SSU-rRNA from tricistronic rRNA transcript (SSU-rRNA, 5.8S rRNA, LSU-rRNA)
Cellular component (GO): nucleolus; small-subunit processome
Molecular function (GO): protein binding
Source: RefSeq, a predicted model, not a curated record